Cryptomeria japonica (Japanese cedar) is the source of this 504-nucleotide messenger RNA. RefSeq lists its product as uncharacterized. The transcript is spliced from 3 exons. The record is from RefSeq and is a predicted model, not a curated record. Bases 1 to 504 code for a protein of 167 amino acids. Lineage: Eukaryota; Viridiplantae; Streptophyta; Pinopsida; Cupressales; Cupressaceae.
AUGGCGGCAGCCGCCACCAGUGCCACCGCGCGUGACACAAGUGGCAUCGCAGGUGCCACUAGUGUUGUGGGUGCCACAGGUGCCCACAACAUCGUCGCUUUUGGCACCACCGCAGGUGCUGACAGCGCUGCAGGCGCCACUGCAGGUGCCGACAGCGCUGCGGCCGCCACUGUAGGUGCCAAGGGCACUGCGGGGAGCAGGGCACCACUGAGAGGAGGUGGGGGCGGAGAUGAUGACGGAGACGGAGGGGAUGAUAGAGAUGGAUAUGGAGGAGAUGGAGGAGAUCAUGGUGCUGGAUAUGAUGAUGGAGGAGAGGAUGAUGGGGGAGAUGGUCAAGAAGUGGCAGUCGUAGGGGUAGGCACACUGGGAGCCAACAGUUCUAGAUCUGCCAGAGAUGUAUAUACAGAUUGGAUGACCUGGGUGGUCACACGGAGGAGAUCCGGUCUAGGGGAUCAGGGGCAUCAGGUCCUAGAGCAGGAGGUUCCCCAAGUUGAGAAGACAUAA